CUCGUCUCUACAUGCCCCCGCUAAUGGGGCCGUGGCUGCACAUCUGGUCCUCGCCCUCCUCCUCCAUCAUCUCCCACCACUUGCGGCGAUGCGGCUGCUCGCGCAGCCACAAUCUCACAUGUGGCACGAGGCUGCCGUCGCUUGCCCGCCGCCUUUUCGGCGACUUCCUGCACACAGCCCGAGACACAAGUGAAAACUCUGAGACAUACAUACGCCGCUCGGUGGAGUCUGAGUCGCUUGUGUGUCCUCACAUCCGUUCGGUGUCUGCGUGAGGGAGGGAGUGUUAUACCUGAGUGCGUAGGCCCUCUGUAUCGUGGCCGCCGGGGCGUUCCGCUCCUUCAGUAUCCGCCGCACCUGACAGGCCAACAAGCGACCAAAAGAACACAUACAUACACACACACACACACACAGAGAGCUGUCAGGUGUGUGGUGGUGUGCGUGGUGUGAUUGUUGGGUGCUGACUGACCAUAUACUCCCAUUGGAGGUUCUGGACGGCGAGGACGCGGCGCCAGUGCGCCUGAAUGACGGUCUGGCAGGACAGGAGCAUCGAAGCACUGAAGUGAAUCGUGCGUGUGCGUGUGUGUGUGCGUGUGCGUGUGCAUGUGCAUGUGUGUCAGGCGUCUCAGUGUUUGAUGGUAUUGGACGGCCUUCAGGAAGUCUGCCUCCCAGCGACCCCUCCAGCCUGACCACGCAAACCGGAUGACAUGACGCGUGUGUGGGUGGAUGGUGCGAAUGGCGAGUGUGGCCCUCUGACCUCUCAAGCAGCGCUGUAUCUUGACCUAUACCCAUCCAACAACACAACACAAGACAAGACAACAUGUGCAUCCACCCACACCAUCGUGCCUCACCAGCGUCACUCACCGCUGUUGCCGUGGUCGCGUGAUCCUGGAACCGGUGAGAAGUGAUCACAUGCCCAUCUGGAUAUAAAACGUAGGCAGCCAUCUGAGACACAACCCGAGACACAAGUGAAAAGUCUGAGAUAUGCAGAUGUGUGGGUUCUGAGUAGCAUGCUCACCGUUCAUGUCUUGUGCACCGUUCAUGUCGUCCUGAGCCAGCCCGUGAAGACGCCCACAUGGGCAGUGUAGCGGGUGUGGUGCUGCUGCGUGUGUGGGUAUGUGUGCAGCAUAACAAAAGGACACAAAUCACACAUCGGAGGGAACAGCCAGGCACACAGACGGACAGCCACACACACGGACGGACAGACAGACAAACCCCCAUGACAGACAGCGAACAGCACAACUAAGCACACACAUGAGUGCAUCGGGACAGAACGGCCAUGCAGUCCCCCCCCC
Molecule: messenger RNA, 1292 nt
Organism: Vitrella brassicaformis
Lineage: Eukaryota; Vitrellaceae
Source: the annotation of a GenBank genome assembly